AGACUAAACAGCACAGAGUUGAAAAGGUCGCUUCGAACAGCAAUGGCGGCUGUUGAAUCAGCGACGGUGCAGCGUUCAUUUGGAUGCAAUGCAAUCCUGCUUCUUGUUGUGCUCUUGCUGGUUAGCACAAUUUCUGGAACGGAAAUUGCCAGUGCAGAUUCCCAGGGUCAUAAGGGGUCCAAUGCCUCAAAUGGCUGGACAAACAUUCCAACCCUUGGAGAGCUGCAGAAAAGGAACGCCCUGGGGACGUCUUUAGAGAUCAUCGAAGUCACCAAGCCGAUAAAACGCCCGGCCACUGAGUCAUGCACCAUCACUCUGGUGCCAAGAACGGAGUUCCCCCCAUCCCCUUACACGGGCCUCUACUACAACAAUUACACAGGUUCUUUCACUGCGCCGAAUGCAACGGAGUGCGGAGAAGACUGGAGCCUGGUCGUGCUUGAUUGGGAUGCAUCCAGCCAGGGACGACAGUAUGAUCGAUUCUCGGGGCUGUGGCUGGGCCGAGCAGAGCUACUCCGCACGUCCACGGCGGAGCCGACAGUCAACGGCAUCCACUGGCACAUCGAGAAAGACGUCACCAAACUUUCCGCCCUCUUCAAAUCGGACCAUGACGUCUUCAUGGAACUCGACAACAGCAUUGGGGGGGUGCUAUCCGGGAUCUUUACCGUUGAGGUCACGCUAACCUUCUACCGGGCGACGAACGAGACUGACGCGCAAGAACUGCCUGAUGUGGUUUUGCCGAUCGCCAACAAGGAGCCGGGGCAUGGGUACUGGUUCGUGCUCAACGGAGGUUCCAAUGGCACGGGCAACUUUGAGAACCUUCCGCAGAACAUCUACCGUGCCGAGCUGGAGAUCAUCGCGUCCCCCCACCUGUGCGAAGAGUUUUGGUACACGGACCCUCCAACCGGGGUCACUACCGACUUUGGGUGCAAGUCGCUCGGGGCGUUUCAUGAGGUGCGUGCAUUUGUCGACGGCGUGAUUGCCGGAGCGGCCUGGCCGACCCCGGUUGUAUUCACCGGGGGCUUCGACCCUUACUUGUGGCACCCCGUGGUUGGAACCGGGGCGUUCCUGGGGCCUAGUUACACCCUCGAUUUGACGCCGUUUGUGGGCCAACUCGUCGAUGGGAAACGGCACUCGAUCGCGAUCGAUGUUGCGGGGGAUACGAGCUAUUGGCUGGUUGACGCCAAUCUUCUUCUAUGGCUAGACCCUGACUCCAACCAAACCUCUGGGGGGGUCCUGAAGCACAAGAUCGAGACUGACGUCGUCCCCCUGGCAAGCGGUUACGACGAGAGCGCCAAGCGUCACGAUUACGUCAGCGGGUACGUGGCGUCCUCCAAAGGCAACCUGACAACUGUCAUCUCCCGCUCGUUUGAUUUCUCAAACUCCCAAGAGUACGUUAACUUCGGAGCGCAGCCGCAAAUCGUGGGUUGGAAGCAGCUAACCCACGUCAAAAGCAAGGUCAGCACAAAGGCUAGCGGUGCUAACAACGCACUGUACGAGUUUGAGACGGAAGAAACCACGCCGUUUAGUGGGCAGUUCAAUCCGUAUACCGGCGGGGUUACGCUGAGCAAGGUUAACCGUCUGAGGACGAAGCUAAAGAGGGGCGACGAUCCCGAGAUGGAUUCGUAUCUGGUUAACGUGCAGACUGCGACUGACCCUGCUUUUGGGGCCGCCACUGCUCAUGUGGUCCAGCAGUAUAGCGUCGCUGGAGGGGACGAGUGCUAUCAAAGAAUGCUCACCACGGCUUUCGGAGCGAUUGCGACAGACGUGGAGAGCACAGAGGGAUGCCCGCAAGUAGGAGCGGAGGUUGUGUAAUUAAGCAAAGCCUUUAUGUAUAUCUGAGUCAGGUCCGACCUUGGACAGGCUGCCCCUGGUACGGACAUUAUUAACUACUAAAAUUGAGCCCUUUACUGUGGUACAACUCCCACGAUCCUUAGCUUCGGUGGAAGGUCAACCUGAGAAGCUGGGUAUUUGGGUGCAGCUAGCCUGAGCCGGCCAGCCUGGCCAGCCUGUUGGGAGUUGGUCACCGCGCUCAGUGCAGCUGAGGCGGCCUAGAUUUGCCUCGUGACAUGAUAUGGUGGUGCCAGUACAAUGAUCACGCCGCCGAUGCGUUAAUAUUACUAGUGGCUGGCCCGCAGCCUCAAUCCGCU
Messenger RNA from Klebsormidium nitens, 2147 nucleotides. The record is from the annotation of a GenBank genome assembly. NCBI's taxonomy places the organism in Eukaryota, Viridiplantae, Streptophyta, Klebsormidiophyceae, Klebsormidiales, Klebsormidiaceae.